Papilio machaon (common yellow swallowtail) is the source of this 599-nucleotide messenger RNA. RefSeq lists its product as uncharacterized. The record is from RefSeq and is a predicted model, not a curated record. The transcript has 2 exons. Bases 6 to 599 code for a protein of 197 amino acids. NCBI's taxonomy places the organism in Eukaryota, Metazoa, Arthropoda, Insecta, Lepidoptera, Papilionidae.
AUGGAAUGGCGGAGUGCGGCCUGGGGCAGCCGCUGAACCCUUGGUUCAGCGACUAUCUCAGGGCGCGCUCUUAUCGUGUGAAAGUCGGCGACACGUUCAGCGAGGAAAAACAGGUAAACUGCGGCGUCGCCCAGGGUUCUGGGUGUGAGCCCGUGUGCUACCUGAUGCACUUAAAUAGCCUCUGUGGAGUAUUACGGCACUGCUCCGCCCACAUGUUUGCCGAUGAUCUUUGUACUCUGAGCGCUAGCACUGACCUCGCGGAAAUGUGUCGCCGGGUUCAAGAGGAUGUGGAUGCGGUAGUUAAAUGGUCACAUGAUAACGGCAUCUUAUUAAACGCUGACAAGACAAAAAUGAUAAUUAUUCACUCCCCGUAUUUACGUACUAUUGAUAAUCCACCUCCUCUGAUUGCACACAGCUUUGAUUGCUUCCAUAAUAACAAAAUCAACUGCACUUGUAAUCCUAUCGAAAAAGUUAAUUGUGUAAAUUACCUGGGAGUAAAAAUAGAUACCUCUUUUUCUUGGGAUUCCCACAUAGAAUACGUCUGUAGAAAAUUAAGAAUACUACUAGAAAAUGGAUUCCAAAAUAAGUUACGCUCUUGA